ACACCAAAGUGACGCAGAGAAGCAAAGACUCAUUCUUUUUCGUUCCUUCUCUCUCUUCCUCUAUUCUCGUUCCUUGUUUGGUUCUUCCUUCUAUAAUCACAAACGUUCUUCUUCUUUUAACGUAACUGCUUCAGAUUCCCUCUACCUUCAGAUUCCAACAUACCCACAAGGACAAGAGAAAGUGGGUCUUAUUUUCUUCUCGCAAAGUUUCCUUCUUGGCUGCAAUUUCUUCGCUUUGUGUCCUCUGAGGCACAAGCACAAUCUCGUGCCUUUUUCUUUGCAAUAGAAAAUGGUGGCGGUGAGAAACAUUGUGCUGUCGUUGCUUUGCAUUACUGUUGUGGCUCCUAUUGUGCUCUACACUGAUCGCCUUGGCACAUUUGAAUCUUCCUCCAGCAAGCAAGAGUUUAUCGAAGAUGUCACUGCUUUUGCUUUUAGUGCAGCAGACUCUGGCCACUUGAAUCUGCUACCACAAGAAACUUCAACAGCUAUUAAAGAACCUAUUGGAAUUGUGUAUACCGAGGACGACUCAACUAACAGAAAGAAUUUGCCUCAAGACUUAUUGUUAGUGAAAUCAAGAGAGCAUGUGUCUGCCAGGGUAUUGUCAACCACAACUGAGGAAGAUCAAAAUAGAAAGGAGAACCCCAUCAAACUGGUGACUGAUGGCAGCAUCUUGGAGAAAUCUGUUGCAAUUGGCGAAAAUGUAAAUGGGGAAGAUGCUAUUGAUGUUGAAGACAGUGAGGGAAAGCUUACUAAAUCAAUGCAUGAUUCGCCUCAAAUUAAGGCUGCUGAGCAGGAGCAACAAGAAGCAACGGAAACUUCUAGCAAAAUAAACAAGAAAGGACCUGUAUUGUCUGAAACCAAUAAGCACAAUGACCAAAUGCCAUCUGAUGCUCGGGUAAAGCAACUUAAAGAUCAGCUUAUCCAAGCUAAGGUUUAUCUUUCCCUUCCAGUAGUAAAAAACAAUCCCCAUCUCACUCGGGAGCUUCGGUUACGGGUGAAAGAAGUUUCACGAACACUUGGGGAUUCAAGCAAAGAUUCUGAUUUGCCUAAGAAUUCAAAUGAGAGAAUGAAGGCAAUGGAGCAAACACUGAUGAAAGGAAAGCAAGCUCAGGAUGAUUGUGCUGCUGUUGUGAAGAAGCUUCGGGCUAUGCAUCACUCAACAGAGGAGCAGCUCCAUGUUCUCAAGAAGCAGACUGUGUUCUUAACACAGUUGACAGCAAAAACACUGCCCAAAGGUCUUCAUUGUCUACCAUUGCGCCUUACAACUGAGUAUUAUAACCUGAAUUCUUCUCAGCAACAGUUCCCCAAUCAAGAGAAGUUAGAAGACCCUCAUUUAUACCAUUAUGCCAUAUUUUCUGACAACAUAUUGGCAACAUCUGUUGUUGUGAACUCAACUGUUUCCAAUGCUAAGGAUGCCUCAAAACAUGUUUUCCACAUAGUUACUGACAGGCUCAAUUAUGCUGCAAUGAAGAUGUGGUUUUUGGUGAAUCCACCGGGCAAGGCAACCAUUCAAGUUCAAAACAUUGAAAACUUUACAUGGUUGAAUUCAAGUUACAGUCCUGUUCUUAGACAGUUGGGUUCUCCAUCUAUGAUAGAUUAUUACUUCAAGGCUCAUCAAGCAACUUCUGAUUCAAACCUGAAGUUUAGAAAUCCGAAGUAUUUAUCUAUCUUGAACCACCUCCGCUUCUACCUGCCUGAGAUCUUUCCAAAGCUCAACAAAGUGCUGUUCUUGGAUGAUGAUAUAGUUGUGCAGAAAGAUCUGACUGAUCUUUGGUCAAUUGAUUUGAAAGGCAACGUAAAUGGUGCUGUAGAAACUUGUGGAGAAAAUUUUCACCGAUUUGAUCGCUAUCUCAACUUCUCAAAUCCUCUUAUUGCAAAGAAUUUUGACCCACAUGCUUGUGGGUGGGCUUAUGGUAUGAAUAUAUUUGAUUUAGUGGAAUGGAAGAGGCAAAACAUCACAGAAGUAUACCACAAUUGGCAGAAUCUGAAUCAUAAUAGACAACUAUGGAAGUUAGGAACACUGCCACCCGGUCUCAUAACAUUCUGGAAGCGCACUUUCCCACUGAAUCGAUCUUGGCAUGUCCUGGGUCUUGGCUACAAUCCCAACGUCAAUCAAAAAGAUAUUGAGCAGUCUGCUGUUGUACACUACAAUGGGAACCUAAAGCCAUGGCUUGAGAUAAGUAUUCCCAAGUUUCGAAGUUAUUGGGUAAAGUAUGUUGACUACAAUCAUCUGUAUUUGCGAGAAUGCAACAUCAAUCAAUAGUGAGGUCUUUUCAGUAUGUAUGAUCAUUGAAGUUUUCCCAGCAUCAGCCAAGUUAUGGUGCACCUUUUAGAUCUGCAAUUCCAUCUGUGUAGGGCUUCUAUUUUUUUAAAGCUUUACAAUUCAAUUUGUAUACGAUUUCCUGCUUUAACAUCAGUAUUUUUUGGACUUGCAAUCCUUGAUCACAUACCUGCAGAGAUGCUAACUGUACCUUGUAAAUGAAAAAUGAAGAGGCUAGUUUUGUUCCGCUCCCUUGCCUCCUUUUUCAAAAUUCAUUGUAGAGUAAAGUAGUAUUUUUUUGCUAUAUGUACCAAUACUUUGUGCAAUUUAUCAAUUUUAACCCAUCAUUUAU
Molecule: messenger RNA, 2612 nt
Organism: Abrus precatorius (Indian licorice)
Lineage: Eukaryota; Viridiplantae; Streptophyta; Magnoliopsida; Fabales; Fabaceae
Product: probable galacturonosyltransferase 4
Exons: 9
Coding region: 290-2263 (657 amino acids)
Molecular function (GO): polygalacturonate 4-alpha-galacturonosyltransferase activity
Source: RefSeq, a predicted model, not a curated record